AUGACCGUGAAAUUGUUUAUGGGCCUGGCGAUGGCCGGCCUCAUCUCAGCGAGUAGCAGCGUAACUUCUAUGUUUCUCCUUGGCUUAGACCCACAAUCCUUGGAAGCUUCUAUCGUUGGCAACGACGCCACUGCAACAACCUAUAGGGUCAGUUGUGCUCCUCCGACCGCGACCGCGAGCGAUGACUAUGACUAUGACUGUGGCUUGGGCCCUGGUCUCACUGUCACAGAUGCGUCGCCGACUAUCAUCUACGAGCUGAACGAAAAGCCAGAAUUCUAUAUGACCGUCGAGUGCUCCGUGGCCGGAACAACCUCUGCUGUUUGCACUGAAACUGCCGGCGGGCCUGAAGCCAACUUCCCGGGAACUACUAUCUCAACUCUCCAGCAGAGUGAAAUGGCCUUUGUCCCGGUAACGAUCACCGCUGGGUCUGUUACCAGUGUGGCGGCGACCGCUUCGGCCACCACCACCAGCACGGCCGAGUCAGGCAGUCAGGGCACUACCUCAGCGGCCCAGACUUCUUCGAAGUCUUCUUCUUCUUCUUCCUCUUCGGGCUCGAGCUCCAGCUCUUCGGCCGUGAGCACCGGUGGUAUGCCCCAGAUUACUGGAGAUGCCAGUAUGCUGUUCGGAGGUGCCGUUGUGGCCUUGGCCGCUGCUGUCCUUUAA
Aspergillus nomiae NRRL 13137 is the source of this 663-nucleotide messenger RNA. RefSeq names its product GPI anchored protein. The record is from RefSeq and is a predicted model, not a curated record. The transcript has 3 exons. NCBI's taxonomy places the organism in Eukaryota, Fungi, Ascomycota, Eurotiomycetes, Eurotiales, Aspergillaceae. Bases 1 to 663 code for a protein of 220 amino acids.